Messenger RNA from Capronia coronata CBS 617.96, 1860 nucleotides. RefSeq lists its product as uncharacterized. Gene Ontology annotation, biological process: carbohydrate metabolic process. NCBI's taxonomy places the organism in Eukaryota, Fungi, Ascomycota, Eurotiomycetes, Chaetothyriales, Herpotrichiellaceae. Bases 1 to 1860 code for a protein of 619 amino acids. The record is from RefSeq and is a predicted model, not a curated record. The transcript has a single exon.
AUGGCCACAUCCUUCAGGAAACUGUCUGACCCAGAAGUCCGUUCGGUAAUUGCGAGGGCCCCUCCAUCACACACUUUUCAUCGCUCGCCCGCGGCUUGGGAAGACCAGAUCCUCUACUUUCUGCUGCCAGACCGCUUCUCGGAUAACGCUGAGAAGGGAUACAAAGACAUCGGAGGUAGACCUGUCACUGGCGGAACAACCGCCAAAUAUGGCCCCCAAGACAGUGCAAACGCAAUUGGCAUGGAUGACGAGGCGGCACAGUGGAGCUCUUCUGGAACGGUCUUUGUCGGAGGAAAGCUUAAAGGUCUGAAGAGCAAGCUUGGGUAUCUCAAGCGUCUCGGCGUCACUGCUCUCUGGAUCGGUCCCAUCUUCAAAAAUGUUUCAACACUGCAGACUUACCAUGGCUAUGGGGUGCAUCAUUUCCUGGACAUAGACCCCCGAUUUGGGACGCGAGAGGACUUGAAAGACCUCGUUGCUGCUGCACACAAACAGGAUAUCUAUGUCUUGCUUGACAUCAUCCUCAACCAUAGCGGUAAUGUCUUUGAAUACAAGGCGGACAACCCGCACUACACAGGAGAUACGUACGAUGUCAAGGGCUUCUAUGACGAAAACAGAGCGGCAAAGAUACCACUGGCCAAAGUCGACGAGGAGAAAUACCCAAGUGCUUUCCCUGACGCUGCAAUCUGGCCUGCUGAGUUGCAGACUGCAGACUGCUUCACGAGAAAAGGCCAGAUCAAUGACGACGGCUGGGACCGGAUUCCCGAGUAUCUUGACGGUGACUUCUAUGACCUCAAGGAUAUCGCGUUGGGAGAUUCGAGCCCAGAUAACUUCUACGCAACACCCGCUCUGAAAGCUCUAUGUCAAUGCUAUCAGUACUGGGUCGCUUACAGCGACAUCGACGGUUAUCGGAUCGACACGGUGAAGCAUAUGGGAGAUGGCCCAACCAGGUAUUUUGCAAGUGUCAUUCACGAAUACGCACAGCGUCUAGGCAAGGAGAAGUUCCUUCUCAUCGGCGAAAUCACGGGCUCAAGAGCCCUUGAAACCGUCGAAGCCACGGGCAUAGAUGCCGCUCUCGGAAUUGGAGAUGUCCAAGAAAAGCUCUGGAGAGUCCCCAAGGGGCAGGCAAAUCCGAUCGAAUACUUUGACCUAUUCCGCAAUGCUCUCUACCUCAAUAAGGGCAGUCACACUUGGUUCCGUGACAAAGUGGUCACUAUGAUUGAUGACCACGACCAGGUCUGGCGAGGGAGUUAUAAGGGCCGUUUCUGCUCCGAAGGCAACGGGACCCAGGUCGUCAUAGGUGCAGUGGCUCUUAACCUGUUCACAUUGGGGAUACCCUGCAUCUAUUAUGGUACCGAACAAGCCUUCGAUGGCCAAGGCGGAAGCGAUCGAUAUAUCCGAGAAGCCAUGUUUGGCGGAGUAUUUGGCGCAUUCCGCAGCAAAGACCGCCAUUUCUUCGACGAGGAAAAUCAUGUCUGGGAGGCUAUCUCCGGCCUGGCAGAGAUACGGGGAAAGGAGAUGGCCUUGCGCAGAGGGAGACAAUAUCUCCGUGAUAUUUCAGGUGAUGGCGUCCACUUCGGUUUGCCGGGCAACAUUGGUCAAUCGCCCAUGCGCUCUGUCAUUGCGUGGUCAAGACUCUUCGCGGGCGAAGAAGUGCUAUGCGCAAUCACCACGGAUCCGAGCAAAGCAUUGUCCGUCUGGGUCACGGUUGACAGUGAGGUGCAUGGUCCGGGGAGCACGAUGUCGUUGGUACACUCGACCAGCACUGACAAGGUGCCAGAAUCAUUAAUUGUUGAGGGCAGGAAUGGGAGGUCGGUCGUGCAGAUCACGGUCCCAUCUGGGGGAGUGGUCGUCUACAAAUGA